Molecule: messenger RNA, 471 nt
Organism: Rasamsonia emersonii CBS 393.64
Lineage: Eukaryota; Fungi; Ascomycota; Eurotiomycetes; Eurotiales; Trichocomaceae
Exons: 3
Coding region: 1-471 (156 amino acids)
Cellular component (GO): mitochondrion
Molecular function (GO): oxidoreductase activity
Source: RefSeq, a predicted model, not a curated record
AUGUUUCGUCUGUGGCAUGCUAACCUACAGUUACUGCACCAGCACAAAACCCUCGACGUGAUCACACUCUUCCACAAGCCCUCCCUCCCCUCCUCCACACGCGUGCUCAACGUCCUCCGCACCGCCAGCGCAACCGCCUCCGAGACGGCCACUGAGGACCAGGCCUCGGACCACGCCCACCACGCCAAGCACCAGCAGCGCGGCGAGUUCCAGCUCGACGUGACCGAGGAGCCGCCCACGCCGGACCAGCUGCGCACCAUCCUCGACUACACCGCCGCGCAGGGCGUCAAGCCGAGCGCCAUCAUCCAGGGCGCCAGGGACCAGGAGGAUGCGCUGCGGAGGUUGAAGGAGCAUGGCGAUAGUAGUUUUAUACGGCCGUUGGUCGUCGACUGGAUCAACGGAAAAGCUGUCGUCGGAGACAACGAGUCCGAGAUCCUGCGACUGGUCCGCCAGUCAUGCGACCUAGAUUGA